AUGGUGCUCAUGCAGCAGGGGCCCAACCAGCCCUCAGGCCUCAACGUCAGCCGUAGAAUUUCCUCCCACAUCUCCAAAUCCACGAAGGACCUGUCUUGCAUGAAGGUACCUCAGGACUCUGCCCACAGGGACAGACAGGUCUACCAUACAACCAUCCUGCUCAGCAAAUCACACCGCAGCCUGGCUGCCCUGGUGCCCAAGGAGCACAAGGUGCUCAUGGAGGAAGCCUACGGGGCCAUCUGCUUCAAGAUGCUCCGGGACCUGAAUGGUUCAGACCCCCUCUGCCUGAAGUCCGUUGUCAAGAAGAUCAAGAACAUGGCUCGCGGAGCCCCCAACCUGGUUCUGGAAACCACCCCUGACUGCUUUGUAGACAAGCCAGAGAUCUCCACCCGGCACAAGUUCCAGCUGUUCCACGUUCUGGAGGCCAUCGUUAGAGCCAGUGACUCCCUGGAGGAGACCUGGGAGAAAACCUUCAUGCAGCUGGCCCUGGGGAACAUGACCAAAUCCACGCUGGAAGAGGUGUCCCAGGACGCGGCCGGCGGUGAGCUGGUGGCCACCUGUAAGCACUCGUGGGGGUGGCCUACCUCUGGAACCGAGGUCCUGACAGGUGUCUUCCCACACCACAGCCUUCUCUACGUGAUGGGCAUCCUGACCUCUAACAGGAGGGGCAUCUCCGGGGAUAAGUACCCCGCCCAAGGGCUCUCGGGCAAAUCAGAGCUGGCCCAGGAGACUCAGAAGAGGGAAGGGGGCAGGAGGAUGGCCAUCAAGUCAGUCCAGUUCCUGAACACGGGUGUGUGGUCCGAGGCGCUGCUGCGGGCACUCACCAAGCCAGACCGGACAUAUCAGGAGCAGCCCCCAGAGAAGGCCUUCCUGCUCCUCUACUAUGCGAUCCUUCAAGCUGAGGGUAACAGCAUCGCCAUCAGGACACACCUGAGAACCCUCCUGGAGACAGACGUCCCACCAUGGCCCAAGCAGAGGGAGGGCGCUGCUCUCACAGCGGGGCUGGCCCCAGCCCGCCGCCGCCACGUCUGAGCUGUCCUGCAGUAGUUUGGCCGCAGCUGGCCCAUCAGGCGGAGUCUGCCCACCACCCACGGCAAGAAUUCAGAGGCUCUGCAGUGGGAAUGGGCUGGCAGCACCAUCCUCCUGGCCUGUGGGCAGGUGGCGGCCCGGGCCAGGGCCCACACCCUCCCGUGGGCCGACGCCACCUUGUCCCAGGUGGUCUUCCUCCUCCACUGCAGCUCCUGGGAGGAGCCCCUGAGGCAGAGCUAUCCCACCGCUGUCCCUAUGCUGGUGGAGGCCAUCAGCCGCAACGAGGGCUCCCACAGCUACGAGUUCUCCCUGAUCUCGGAGCUCCUUGAGUGUCUGAUGGUUUUGUUGGAGAAGGAGCCCCAGGACUUGCUGUGCACGUUUCACCAGCAGACCAUCCACAUCAUCUCCAGCCUCUGUAAGCUAAGGCCCCCCACCAGCUCGGAGAGGAAAUCGCAGCUCCUGUCCAUCUGCCUGCACAGCGUGUUGGCCCUGCCACUGCUGGAUGUCCUGGAGAAACACACCUGCCUCUUUCUGGAGCCCCCCAACAUACAGCACUUGUCUGGCUGGCUGGCGGAGGAGAAGGCUCAGGGCCGACAGCAGGCUGUGCAUAGCUGCAUGGCCCUCCUCAAAUUCCUGAGCCACGACUUCUAUCUAGAUCCCAGAGAGGACUUCAAAUGGAUUGGGGAGCUGGUAGGCAUGCUGGGGAUACUGUGCCAGGACCCAGAGAGGGCCACGCAGAGCUCCAGCCUGGAACGAGUGAGCCAGCUCUACCAGCUCCCGAUGCGCCGGAGAGGCGAGCCUCCGUGGGCCACCACAGUGCACCAACUGCCCCCCAACCGCAGCCUAGCUGAGCCCACGCCAGCUCUCAAACCCAGUCCACCUGCCUCUGUCCUCAGCCUGAGCCCUGGAAUGGCCUCCUCCGCACCCCCAGACACCCUCAGACUCCUGUCCCUGAUCUUGGGCGUAGGCCUGACCCUGACUCCAAAUGACCCACCUGACUCCUGCCUGUCCCAGCCUAGACCCCAAGCCCUCCUUUGCCCCGCCCUCACCCCUGCCCAAUCCCGCCCCUGGCCAGCAGGUGGCACUUCACAGGUGGAUGCGCAGGCCCCCAAGCUGCUCUUCCAGGGCAGUGCAGAUAGAGCCCCCCUCUGGAGCAGCAGAGACCAGAAGGUGGCUGCCCCCAGCCCCCAGGAGGUGGCAUUCCCAAAGGACUGCAAUGUCCAGCUUGGCCACUCCCAAGUCACCAAGGAGGUCAUAAAGCAUCUCACAAUGGCUGAGCUGACCGACCUCAUCUGGACAGCUAUCGAUGGCCUAGGCUAUCCCAGCCCCUUCCAAGUACAGGCCACUGCCAGCAUGCUGCCCACUGUUGUCCAGGAGCAUGGGGCCAAGCCGAAGACUGUUGCCAACCUGGGCCGGGACAGCCACUUGCAGCUGUGUUCUGUCUGCAUCCCCCGAGCCAAGGAAAACGCCCUUCAGGCCAUCCCCCUGCCGGCCUGGGCCCACACCUCAGCGCUGGGGACCGCCUUCCUGGAUUCCUCUGGGCCCCGGACAGCCAUCCCCUCGGCAAGGACAGCUCCAGGCUCAGGCAUCUCCCCUCCACCUCUGACCAUGUCCCACUUUUACUGCGCACUCCCUCCGGCACCCCAUGAGCCUCUGCCCUCCACAACCGCCAGCCCCCUGCCCCACCCACCUCACAGUCCCUCACCUGUCGUCAUCUCUCUUCUCACCAGUGCCACAAACGCUCUGUAUGAGCUGCAGUUCACCCAAGAGUUCAAGAAGGCCGUGCAGGAGGCCUAUGCAGAGCUCCUCCUGGCCCUCCUCACCCGGAUACACGACAUCUUGGAGCUGAGCCUGCCCAAGGAGCCCCAGCCCAGCCAGGAGGCCCGGGAGGCAGCCACGUCCAGUCCCCAGAGUUGUCAGACCACCUCAAGCUCGCUGGAGGCACUAGAGAGCCUGCUCUCCACUGCGGGCCACUGGCAGGGCUUUGCCCACCUGGGGAUGCAGGGCGCCUGGGAGCUCUUCUCCAGCACCCACACCAACCCUCAGGGCGUGGGCCUCCUUGCCAGAGCAAUGGUUCGAGCCAGACAGGUGCCAGGCUGCAGCAGGCUUGUGACCACACAGAUGCAGGCUCCCUGUGGGAAGGCACCAGGCCUGACCUGCCUGUCCUGUCCUUGGGGGCCACCCCAGUUCCUCUACAGCCCCACCCUGCUGGAAGUGCUCCCCAGAGAGGCUGCCCUGACCAUGCUGGAACAAAGCCUCGGGGACCCCAGCCCUGACGUCUGCAUGUUGAGCCUACAGGGCCUGGGAAACAUCAUCUUCCACCCAGAGAAGGGAAGCCUGCUCCAGGGACAACUGCUGCCCUUCCUGGACAGCUCCUUGCAGGGCAGCGAGCUGCUGGUGUACAUCCGGGGCACCGUGUCUGAGGCGCUGCACGGCCUCGGGGCACGUGGCAUGGGCGCCCAGAUCCUUGGUGCAGCACUCAAAGCCCGCUCCUUAUUUGAGGACGAGCAGGACAGGAUGCGGGCUGCGGCCAUGGCUCUGUUUGGGGACUUGGUGGCAACAAUGGCAGGCAAGGAGCUGCCCGGCUGUCACCAUGUAGGCCACGUUCACCUACCCCGCGCCACGCAGCUGUGCUGGCGGCUUCGGCACACCCUCUUCUGUGCGCUCACCUGGGAGAUGGGCCUCAGUGCCCGCCACUUCCUCUGGCGCUGCCUGAUGACCCACAGCCAGGAGUUCAGCACCCACCUGGCACAGGCCCUCAGCUACCUGCACAGCCACCACCACCACAUCAAGACCUGGGACCCCCGGGGUCUGUUGGCAAGAGAGGGAAGGUGGUGGGCAAGGGGGCCUUGGGGCGGCAGGAGUGGGUCUGAGCCUCCAGAGAAGACAGGGAGAUGCCCCCGUGCACUGCCCAGCGUGUCUCUCCACCCCUCACAGUACCCCAUCUGCUGCCACCCCCAGGCUGUAUCCCAGGUGACGAAUGAGGUCAACACCAACCUGCUGCUCUGUACUUUCAAGGAUCUCAAAAGAGACCCGGAGCCUGGCAUCCAGGAAUUCACCACCAGGCAGGGUACCUUCCUCCAGGAAGUGGCGGCCAGACCGCAGUGACCGGCAGCUGCCCUCCUCCCCCACCACCCGAGUCCACGGUGUCCCCAUCCAUCAGCCCUGCCCCGUCCAUACACAGCUUGGUUGCAUAAUAUUUUUCCACUUUAAAGAAAGAUCUAGAUUCAACAAAGAACCGUCAUACCUAUCAGCUCCCCGUCCACCAUCUCGCGGUCCCCCAGGGACCGAGGCAAGCCCAGGAGACACUGGCAGGGUUAGAGGGCAGGGCCACC
Molecule: messenger RNA, 4364 nt
Organism: Manis pentadactyla (Chinese pangolin)
Lineage: Eukaryota; Metazoa; Chordata; Mammalia; Pholidota; Manidae
Product: maestro heat-like repeat family member 5
Cellular component (GO): cytoplasm
Source: RefSeq, a predicted model, not a curated record